Molecule: messenger RNA, 1471 nt
Organism: Tribolium madens (black flour beetle)
Lineage: Eukaryota; Metazoa; Arthropoda; Insecta; Coleoptera; Tenebrionidae
Gene: Cyp9af1
Product: cytochrome P450 9e2-like
Exons: 4
Coding region: 2-1453 (483 amino acids)
Molecular function (GO): iron ion binding; monooxygenase activity; heme binding
Source: RefSeq, a predicted model, not a curated record
AAUGUUUCUUUCGUUGUUUGCAGUCUUUUUAAGUGUGUUAAUUUUUUUCAAAUUUAUAAGCCCUUGUACUUACUGGAAGGAAAAGGGAAUCAAGCAUGUGCCAGCAUGGCCUUUAGUGGGUAGCAUGGGAAGAGUGUUUUUCAAAAAACAACCAUAUGUUGAGUUUGUCAUUGAUUUAUACAACAAGUUCUCAAACGAAAGAUAUGUAGGUUUCAUGAAAUUUACCCAAAACUGUGUUUUGAUUCGUGACAUUGAACUAAUCAGGAAUAUAACAGGGAAAGAGUUUAAUUAUUUUACAGAUCGUACAGUUUUAUCUCAACUCAAAAAUGAUCCAAUUCUGUCAAAAAGUCUAAUAAGUCUUAGUGGUGACAAUUGGAGGGACAUGCGAGCGACUCUAAGCCCAGUUUUCAGCAGCAAUAAAAUCAGAAACAUGUACACAUUUAUCGAAAAGUGUGCUCAAAAUUUCAUCAGUCAUUAUAAAGCCGAAGUUGAAGUCGAAGUAAAAGAAAUUUUUUCAAAAUAUGCCAACGAUGUGAUUGCUUCAGUUGCGUUUGGUGUCGAGAUUGACUCUUUAAAAGAACCAAACAACGAGUUUUACGCAAAUACAUCACCGUUAUCUCCGAAUUUUUUCAAAAAACUUCUCAUUGGUAAAGAAAAAAAUGAUCGACAAGAUUUAGUUAAUUUGUUGAUGGAAGCUCGAAACGGGGCUCUCAAAUUCGAGACGUACAAAAGGGCAAAAGGUGAAGGUUUCGCCAUUGAGGGAGAACCAGAAAUUGACCCUUUGGCCAACCAAGUGGAACUCUCGGAUGACCAAAUUUUGGCCCAGGCCCUACUUUUCUUUUUCACUGCUUUUGACACCAUUUCCACGUCUUCCAGUUUUCUGGCUUACGAACUUGCUGUCAAUCUUGACGUCCAGAAGAAACUCCAGCGAGAGAUCGACCGAGUGAUGCAAAUCACUGGUGACAAAAUCCCCUACGACGCUUUGCUUUCAAUGAAAUAUCUCGAUCAAGUCAUUUCGGAAAGUUUGAGGAAGUGGCCUCCCAAAUUCGAAACCGACCGUCUUUGCACCCGCGACUACCACUUAAAACCCCAAAAGAGUGAAACCCGUUCUCUUCUGAUUAAAAAAGGAAUGCCGGUUGUUUUACCAAUCAUCGCGAUCCAUCGUGACCCUCUUUACUACCCCAACCCCAAUCGCUUCGAUCCUGACAGGUUUAAUGAUGAAAAUAGAUCAAAGGUGAUUCCAGGGACGUAUCUACCUUUUGGAUCAGGUCCAAGAAAUUGUCUUGGUGUGAGACUCGCACUGCUGGAAAUCAAAACAUUGUUCUGUUAUUUGCUUUCAAAGUUUGAUAUUGUACAGGUUAAAAAAACGCAAAUGCCGAUUAAACUCAGUCCCAAGUGUUUGGAUAUGCAGCCGGAAGAUGGGUUCUGGCUGGGUUUUAGACCCAGAAAUUAAUGUAAUAAAAAAAAUAAA